This is a messenger RNA of Leptonychotes weddellii (Weddell seal), 3851 nucleotides long. The record is from RefSeq and is a predicted model, not a curated record. Lineage: Eukaryota; Metazoa; Chordata; Mammalia; Carnivora; Phocidae.
AUCGCCUAGCGGCGGGAGGCGGAGGCGACCUUCGCGACCGAGCAGACAUGGCCGAGUACACGCGGCUGCGGAACUGCUUGGCGCUGAUCCGCCUCCGAAACCCGCCGGUCAACGCCAUCAGUACGGCUGUACUCCAUGGAAUACGAGAGGGACUGCAGAAAGCUGUAACAGACCAUACAGUAAAAGCCAUUGUGAUUUGUGGAGCGGAUGGCAAAUUCUCUGCAGGUGCUGAUAUCCACAGCUUCGGGACACCUAGAAUGUCUGACUUCGUACUGGGACAUGUAGUAGAUGAAAUACAGAGAAAUGAGAAGCCCGUGGUGGCAGCUAUUCAAGGCCUGGCUUUAGGAGGGGGACUGGAGCUGGCCCUGGGCUGUCACUAUAGGAUUGCCCACGCAGAGGCUCAAAUUGGCUUCCCAGAAGUCACAUUAGGAAUCCUUCCUGGUGCAAGAGGAACCCAGCUUCUCCCCAGACUCAUUGGAGUUCCUGCUGCACUUGACUUAAUUACCUCAGGUCAGUACAAACCCUGCCAACAAGCGUCUAGAGCAAUGGAAUGUGAACAAUGCAACACUAGAAAACAUUUAGACACCCUAGAUUUACCAAAUACCAUAAGACUUAUAAAGAGAUUUCCAGUAGAGUUCCCAAUAUCAUUGAAUCAUUCUUUUUCUUCUUCACUCUUAUCUGCAGGCUUGGGAACAAUGGGCCGGGGCAUUGUCAUUUCUCUUGCGAAGGCCAAGAUCCCCGUGAUUGCUAUGGACUCAGACAAGAAGCAGCUAGAGACUGCCGAUAAGAUAAUAACCUCCCUCCUGGAAAAGGAAGCAUCCAAAAUGCAGCAUAACAGCCACCCUUGGUUAGGACCAAAACCCAGGUUAACUGCAUCUAUGAAGGAGCUUGGUGGUGUGGAUUUAGUCAUUGAAGCAGUAUUUGAGGAAAUUAACCUGAAGAAGCAGGUCUUUGCUGAACUGUCAGCUGUGUGCAAGCCAGAAGCUUUUCUGUGCACCAAUACUUCAGCCUUGGACAUUGAUGAGAUUGCUUCUUCCACUCAUCGCCCUCACUUGGUCAUUGGCACUCACUUCUUCUCACCAGCUCAUGUGAUGAAGUUGUUAGAGAUUAUUCCCAGCCAGUACUCUUCCCCCACUACCAUUGCCACAGUUAUGAAUUUAGCAAAAAAGAUUAAAAAAAUUGGAGUAGUUGUAGGUAACUGUUUUGGAUUUGUUGGCAAUCGAAUGUUGAAGCCUUAUUACAAUCAGACGUAUUUCUUGUUAGAAGAAGGCAGUAAGCCAGAGGAGAUUGAUCAGGUGCUGGAAGAGUUUGGUUUCAAAAUGGGACCUUUUAGAGUGUCAGAUCUUGCUGGAUUGGAUGUGGGUUGGAAAUCUCGACAAGGGCAAGGUCUUACUGGACCUAUGUUGCCUUUAGGAACUCCUGCCCGAAAGCGAGUCAAUGGGAGAUAUUGCCCAAUUCCUGAUAUGCUCUGUGAAUCAGGACGAUUUGGCCAGAAGACAGGUAAGGGUUGGUACCAAUAUGAUAAGCCAUUGGGUAGGAUUCACAAACCUGACCCCUGGCUUUCUGAAUUUCUGUCACAGUACAGAGAAACGUAUCACAUUGAGGCACGUAUCAUUAGCCAGGAUGAGAUCCUUGAGCGCUGCUUAUAUUCACUCAUCAAUGAAGCAUUCCGUAUCUUGGGAGAAGGGAUGGCUGGUACUCCAGAGCACAUCGACGUUGUCUAUUUACACGGGUAUGGAUGGCCAAGGCACAGGGGUGGGCCCAUGUUCUACGCCUCCACAGUUGGGUUGCCCACAGUGCUAGAGAAGUUGCAAAAAUAUUACAGGCAGAAUCCUGAUAUUCCACAACUAGAGCCUUGUGACUACCUGAAAAAAUUGGCUUCCCUGGGCAACCCUCCUCUGAAAGAAUGGCAAAGCUUAGCAGGACCCCCUAACAGUAGAUUAUGAUUCAGCCUUCCAGGUUAUGCCUCAUGGAAUUUCAUUGAUAUUAAAUCCAAAGAUCCAAAAUAAGAUUGCUCUGAAAUACAAAGCAGAAGAAAUAAGUGGUCGGCUAAACCUUCUCUUUGGGUCUUCUGUCUGAUUAUUCUAAUGGGUCAAAUCUUUAGGAAUGUGCUUCCUAUGCCUCUGAGUCUGUCUUUAUCAGAUAAAUCAUUUUGAUCCCAGUGAAUAAACUUGUAUUAAUACCGUAAUAGCUAAGGAGAGAGACUCAGGAUUAAGUUGAGGUUUCCAAGUGCUUUGAUCAUUGGAGAUGUCAACAAUUAAUCACUGAUAAAUGCCACUAAGCCACAAAUUCAUUCUGACCCCUUUCCACCUCACACACACGGCCCUGAUAGGAAAUCUUAUGGGUCCUCUACUCAACAAACAUUCACUGUGCACCUCCUGAGCAUUUUGCCCAGCACUUGGCAAACCCAGAGUCCAGAGGGGCAUUAAUUCAGUGGGGAAAGCUGUGAUGAAGCUUAGGCCAUAGUCUCAGAGGUGGAGUGGAGAUAGUUGGCAGGGUCGAGUCAGCAGGGAGGGUCUCUGUGAGUAUGGAACAUCACCCACGAGGAGGCGGAAGGAGUAACCAGAAAGAAAGGCAGGGUGUCAAAGGUAUAACAGUGCUAAUGUUAUAGGCAGAACCCAGGUGGGAAGUAGUGAGGGCGUCAAGUGCUUCAGACUAGAAUGGGGAACUCAGAGAAGCUUGGCAGCUCAUACUUGGCGUAUGACUUCUGUCCACAGAGCGGUUACAUAUGCACAGUCGUGCUUGCUGCUUGCAAGGGGCUCAGUAAUGUUUGUUGAUAACUUCCUGGGGACCAGGUGAUGUCUAUCAUUCUUUUCUAUGCAUGGAGAAGUAACAGAAAGUAGCAAUUGUUGACUUCAUGUAGGAAGGGAUCUUAUCUUAGAAAACAUGUCUAACCUCCUCUGAUUCUAUGAUAGAGUCAUGAUGCCAGUCUCUCUGUCAUGAUGAGCCUCUGUGAUGCUGGGUAUGGAAAUUGUUGAAUCUUGGAAAGUCUGAAAUUACUGCAAAACAGAUUCUGUAUAGUUUUGUUAUAAGAGUUCUUCUCUUUUUACUUUUUUGUGGGGUUAAAAGUUGAGGGGCUGGUCAACACAAAAACUGGUACACAAGUGUUUAUAGCAGUAUUAUUCAUAAUAGCCCCAAAUUGGAAACAACCUAAAGCUCCAUCAACAGAUGAAUGGAUAAACAAAGUGUGGAAUAGUCAUAGGGUAGAAUAUUUGGCCAUAGAACGAAAUAAAGUAAGCAUAGAUACAUGCUAUGACAUGACGAGCCUUCAAAAUACUAUGCUAAAUCAAAGACGCCAAUCACAAAAGGCCAUAUGUUGUAUGGACAUUUAUGUGAAAUAAAAUAGGCAAAUCUAUAAAGACAGAAAGCAGAUCAGAGGAUGCCUAAGGCUGGAAUCAUUAGGAGCUAGGGAAUGGGGAGGGACCUAAUGAGGACAGGUUUCUUUUUGGGUUGAUGAAAAUGUUCUGAAAUUAUUGUGGUGAUGGUUACAUAACUCCGUGAAUCUACUAAAAACCAUUGAGUUGUGUAAUUUUAAAUGGGUGAAUUGUAUGGUAUGUGAAUUAUAACUCAGAAUUGUCAAUAAAUAAGUAAAUAAACAAAUGGGCUCAACUUGUCCUCCAGUGUGAUGUAAAUGAACUAUUUUCACUGUAUUUUCACCUGUGAAUCCAAGCAAAAUUAGCAAAAGUUCUGAUAGAGGAAUCUUGAAUGAAUAUAGUAUAAGUUUUCCAUUAUCAAAAACAAAAACAAACAAAAACUCUAGAGAGUGCCUUGAAUUGUAGUUUAAUUUAGAAUCAUUUUUAAAUUGUGUAUUGCUGGAUUUUAUAUAAAUUGGUCCUUUAAAUUAAAGAAAA